Effrenium voratum is the source of this 2334-nucleotide messenger RNA. The record is from the annotation of a GenBank genome assembly. NCBI's taxonomy places the organism in Eukaryota, Dinophyceae, Suessiales, Symbiodiniaceae.
CCUCAUUCCUUGUGAAGAAGCGCGGAGGGCGGGGCUUAGCUUCCGGGCCGUCCAGAAAGCAUGGGUGGCUCCGCGUUUAUGAGGUGCCUGUGGGCGGCGGCGGCCGGCCUGCUGCUGGAGGCGCGCGGGGACCCGUCGGCGUGCCGCCUGAGCCCCGAGGAGUACCGGGAGUCCGUGGUGCUGCAGGGCCUCAACUUCGACGGGGCCUACGAGCUGAGCCUUGCCGCGGGCCUGGACUGUCUUGGAGAGAUCACUGCGCCGCUGGGCGGGGUGAACCAGUCCCUGCACGCGGUGGCGGACUUCUACGAGCAGUUUUAUGCGUUUCGGUACAUCUGCAUCGACCCCGAAGACUCCGAGCAGAGCCAGGCGCCGCCCUUCGACUUUGGCAUCUACGGGAGUGCGCGCGGUGGCGGAGCAUCUGCAGAGGCCUCCAAGGUGGACAUCGUCAAGGAGCUGCGCCAGCUCGCAGCUUCGCUGCCUGAGGAGCCAAGUUUGGCGGACUGGUUCCUGCCGGCCAACACGCUCUUCUACAGGCUGCGCGACUCCCAUGUGGACUGGAAGAACGGGGGCACGAAGGCCGACACCGUGCUCAACCAGUUCAUCUUCUUCCUUCAGGACGACAGCAGCCUUGAAGCUGCGCGCAUCGAGGUGUCUGCGAAGGGCAAAGUGGUCGUCGACGGCUAUGCAGACGCCAGGUUCACCUCCGCCGGGCGGGAGCUUGCGAGCAUUGACGGCCUUCCUCCCAUGCAGUGGUUCCGGGCCGAGAUGGUGGAGAACCCCGCCUUCAACUACGGCUUCAAGAGCCUCGGCCCUCGCUUCAAUCGGAUGCUGACCCUGGGGCGCGUGGGCCUUGCCUGGCUGGGCAGCCAUGUGGGGGACGUCUCACAGAUGAAGCCCACGGUGGAGGUGAAGUACCAGGAUGGCACGACUGGCACCUGGAGCUGGCGCUGGCUGCUGCUCACCCGCAGCCUCAGCGCGUGCCAGCGCUUCGAUGCUGAAUGCACACUGAAUCUGCUCAAGAAGCCGCUCCAGAGCCCGGGCACGCUCUAUGCCAAUGCCUUGGAGGCCUUCACUGCCCUGCAGAGCGCCCAUGAGAGCGCGCUGACCAAUGUGGCGCCAGAGUUCCCAGACGACACCAUGCUGCAGAGAUUGCAGGAGGAUGAGGGCCUCCGGUCGUUGCUGCGGAUCGAGGAGCACCAGGUGCCAGGCACCAAGGCGCACGCGAAGCAAGCGAAAAGUGCGCGGAGCGCGGCCGCCGAGCCCUCAGAGGUCUUCCCAAGGCGCUGGCUGCUGGACCCGGCGCUGAGCCCCAUGGGCGCCAGCUACGGCUACGCCCAGCUGCAGCGGGGCCCCGAGGGCGAGCUCUUCGCGGUGAUGAAGUUCCCGCGCUUCUACCUCACCCCGGACGAGUCCGGGGGCUUCGACGUGCAGAGCCGAUUCCCGGAUUUCUGGAAGGAGUUCCUGCAGGAGGCGGAGUCGCACCAGGUCACCAAGCUCCUCGUGGAUGUCUCCGGGAACGCAGGUGGCUUUGUGGAUUUGGCAUACCUCUUCGUGCGCGCCUUGUUCCCGCUGCUGGAGUUCCCGGUGCUCUGCAACGAGUACGACCGCCCCGUCGGCAGCCUCUUCGAAGCCUGGCGGAAGGUGAACAUCACCCCGCUGGUGAGCUUCCUGAAGAGCCCCGGUGCCUCCGCGGCGCGGGUGAAGAACCUCACCAGCGCGAAGCAGCGGGAGCUCGAGGCGCUCCUGCACGGAGUCACCAGGGCCUGCAUCGCGCUGGACGUGCUGAGCUACGAUGACUUCAUGCUGGUGCAAGAAGCCGUGGAUACUCUGGAGCUGGGGGAGAUGGAUGCGGACACCUUGCAGCAGACGGUCAAGGUGCUCUCGGAGUCCGCCGCCAGCUUCGGGAACCCUUUCACCCUGUAUCUCACCGCGUUCUCCGCGGAGGGCCAAGUCUUCAACCCUUUCGAGGAGACCAGGUUCCGACGCCGGGGGGGCCAGGAGAACGUGGAGCUGAGCGCUCUCUUCCACGUGGAGGAUUGUGUGGCAGUGUACACCAAGCAGUUUGUGGAUGCGCUGGCCGGGGUGAAGAAUCCUUUCAAGGACAUCCUCUUCCUCUCUGACGGGCUUUGCGGCUCGAGCUGCGACACUGCUGCGCGCACCGCCUACAUGCUGUCGCAGCAGCUGGCGGUGGAAGAAGGCACCCCGAAGGUGCGGUUCGCAGCCUUCGGCGGCCUGGGCGGCACCGCGGCGGAGGCCAGGCGGACGCUCUCCGCCACCUCCUUCCCGGGGGGCAACGUGAUGUCCUCCGCCAUGGGGCUGCUGUACAACCCGGUG